AUGGCUAAAUUAGACAUUAAAAUCCCUGACAUGGAGUUGCCCGACGGCAACAAGAUACCAUUCAUUGGAUACGGUCUGGGCACUGCAUGGUACAAGUCUAGCGCGGAUGCUCCAAAGGAUCAAGCCACAAUCGAUGCCACGAAAACCGCCAUCAAGGUCGGCUAUAGACAUAUCGAUGGAGCCGAAGUCUACAACACAGAGGUGGAACUAGGCGAGGCGAUCAAGGAGAGCAAAAUCCCUCGCGAUCAGCUGUACAUCACCACCAAAGUCAUCACACACAUCGACGACAUCCCUGGUGCCAUUGACCGCAGCCUGAAGAAAAUGGGCCUUGAUUACGUGGACCUGUACCUCAUCCAUGCGCCCUUCUUCGCCAAGGGGGACGAUAAGCUGCUCCAGCAAAAGUGGGCAGACAUGGAACAGGUCGCAGCCUCGGGCAAGGCCAAAAGCAUUGGGGUCAGCAACUUCCUCAAGCCUCACCUGGAUGCCAUUCUCCAGACAUGCAAAGUCCGACCGGCGAUCAACCAGAUCGAGUUCCAUCCCUACCUACAACACGGAGACCUGCUCGCUUAUCACAAGAACAAAGACAUCCGGGUUGCCGCCUAUGGCCCGCUUACACCGGUCACCAAGGCAAAAGGGGGCCCGAUUGACGGCUUGCUGGACUCGCUGGCUCAGAAAUAUGCGGUUAACCCUGGUGAAAUACUGUUGAGAUGGUGCAUCGACCAGAAUGUCCUGCCCAUUACCACUAGCUCGAAGGAACAACGCAUGAGCGACAUGUUGCGAGUCUUCACCUUUAAGUUGACUCCCAAGGAGGUCGAGGACAUUUCUGUGGAAGGGAACAAGAAGCAUUUUAGAGGAUUCUGGGGCCACAUUUUUGACGAGAACGACCGGUCAUGA
Molecule: messenger RNA, 894 nt
Organism: Fonsecaea erecta
Lineage: Eukaryota; Fungi; Ascomycota; Eurotiomycetes; Chaetothyriales; Herpotrichiellaceae
Exons: 3
Coding region: 1-894 (297 amino acids)
Cellular component (GO): cytosol
Molecular function (GO): aldose reductase (NADPH) activity; oxidoreductase activity, acting on NAD(P)H as acceptor
Source: RefSeq, a predicted model, not a curated record